This is a messenger RNA of Nakaseomyces glabratus, 840 nucleotides long. RefSeq lists its product as uncharacterized. Gene Ontology annotation, cellular component: endoplasmic reticulum. Lineage: Eukaryota; Fungi; Ascomycota; Saccharomycetes; Saccharomycetales; Saccharomycetaceae. Gene Ontology annotation, biological process: endoplasmic reticulum tubular network organization; membrane organization. The record is from RefSeq and is a predicted model, not a curated record.
AUGGCUAAGAAGAUCAAAAUAAUCAAGAAAAGGGAUCGCAAAAGGGUCGACCCAUUAGCCAAACAGAAACUAGCAUGGACAACAGGUCAUUCAUUAGUUGUUGUGUGUGGUAUUCUGUUUAGUAUCGCAUAUUUCUUCCAAAUAUUAUUAUUCUUCAAGUAUAGAAAUUGGAAAUGGCUAUUCCUUAGAGAGAACAAAAACUAUACUUUCAUUAAGGGAACAAGAUGGUACCAUACUAUUUUGAGACAUACACCACUUCUGUUAUAUAAGACCUCGUUGAUCGGUGUCUUUGUCAGCUAUGGUGUUACCUUAUUACAGAAUUGGAAGGGAGUGGAUCCAAGUUGGAAUGAUUUGUUGGCAUCUCAAAAUUUUCAGUCUAUCAUGAUAGCUGCAUUGUGGUUUGUAAGUGGCGGUAAAUCAUUUUAUAAGCUAGUUCCUUUCAUGGUUUUGAGCUACCUACAUCUAAUUAAUAUGAAGAAUGAAUUUAAUGGCGUUGAUAACCAUAAAGAAUUUAGUAAGAAGUACAAGUUUCAGUUAAACAUUGUUGCCUACUCUGAGUUAGUCGUAAUGCUGAGACUGUUAAUCGAUGCGCUUGUAAUGAGAACGGGUACUUCUGGCUACAUGUUCGUCAUUUAUCUUGGGAUUUAUUGGCUGAGAUUGAACUACUCUGCUUAUGCACAGGCAUCUGUAGUUCAGAUCAUUAAGCUAGUAGAUCACAAAAUCCCAAAGCAGGCUCAACCAUUGUGGACUGGUUUUAAAAAAUUUUUAAGUCUUAAGAUCUCUGAGUGUAUUGAGAGGAAUAGACAAAUAGAGAAGGAAGAUGCUAUUAUAGCUACAUAA